Messenger RNA from Closterium sp. Naga37s-1, 2037 nucleotides. Lineage: Eukaryota; Viridiplantae; Streptophyta; Zygnematophyceae; Desmidiales; Closteriaceae. The record is from the annotation of a GenBank genome assembly.
AUGGAUGGGCUUAGAGUAGGGAGGGGGGGACGAGGGCUUCAGCAGGGGCCUGGUGUGCCAGGAUCUUCCCCAGGGGAGAUGAGCAGCGGUGGUGCUGCCAAUGACGGCACUGGUGCCAGUGCCGCCGGUACCUCUGGUCCUACCAGUAACAGCAGUGGGAACAGCAGUGGUGGCAGCAUCAAUGGCACUGCUAACGCCACAGCCCUCCCCAGCAUCAUCCCUCCAAGCAGUGCCGAUGGUGCUACCUCUGCUUCUACCAGUAACAGCAGUGGGAACAGCAGUGGUGGUAGCAUCAGUGGCACUAGUAACACGACAGCCCCCCCCAGCAUCGUCCCUACAGGGAGUGCCAAUGGAACUGCUGCUGGUAACCCCACUGGACCUGGAGGGGCUGCUGGCAUGGCUCCCACCAGCACCACGCCUCCAAGCAAUAACACUGCUGCUGGUAACCCCACUGGGGCUGGUAACUUCACUGCGGCUGCUGGCAAUGGCACAGAGGGGGAUGCAGUGUGGUACUUCACGGUGGGGCAGGAGACGUUCGUGUGGGGAUCUCCUCUGGUCACCUUCUUCCGCCAGCAGGCCACCCGUGCUGCCCUCAACGCCUUCUCCUUCGCCAACACCACCGCUGUCGUCGGCACCACCACGGUGGCUCUCCCCAAUGUGGACACGGUGUAUGGAGGAGCCUUCCUCUACCUGCGAGACCAGCCAAUGGUGUUCCGAACCCCCAACAUGGGCCAGGGCCGCUACUACAGCAUCGGGUACUUCCAGACCUAUGGCCCGGCAUUCAGUGUGAACGGCAGCCGAGCCAACGGGCCAGGCCCCAACACGUUCACUCUAGUCGGGCCCAACUGGGCUGGGGCGCUGCCGGGUGACCUCGCGCCCACAGUCAUACGGUCACCCACCAACGAUGCACUCCUGCUGAUGCGGGUGGUCGUGUCAGAAAACGUCACCAACGACAUUGCCACAGUGCUGGACCUCUACAGUCAAGUCUCGCUACAGUCACUCUCAGAGGCACUCGGCGGACCUGCAGUUGCGCCCCUCCCCAAUCCGCCCCUCCCCAGCUCCAACCUCUCGGAGGCCCUCCAGCGCAUGACUCUCAUUGGCGAGGGGCUUCAGCGGGACCCGCCCUUGAAUAACAGCGCCAACAACCGUGUCGUGAACAUGCUCGCGUCCAUCAACGUCACCCAGCAGUACGGCUUCGACCCCUACAGCGUCACACAGCAGCAGGCAGCGGCGUUGGAGGCAGCAAUGCAGACAACGGACACACUCAUCACGGCAGCCAAUGUCGUUAUUCAGAUCAACGACUCGCUCAUCCAAAGUGAGAACUUCUGGGCGUCAUCUCGCACGCUCCUGGGCCAUGACUUUGAAACCGAGUUCCUCUACCGAGCCACACUCACAGCGCCAGGCGGCAUCGGCGGGCUGCCGCCCACAGAAGUGGUUUACUUCCUCACCUUCCUCGCAGCGGUCACCCCAUCUGUGGCAGCCCUUCAACCUGCUCCUACAAAUGCAUCCAACACCACCACUCCUCCCACCAUGCCACCUACCUCUUCUGCCAACGCUACAGCCUCUCCUGUCAGUUCCACAGCCGGAAACAGCAGCACAAUGAGCAACAUCCGCGCUGAAAACACCACCACCACAGUCAGCAGCGACACCACAGCUAGCAGCAACACCACUGGAACCCAGCCUUCUCCCCGGCUUCCCAGUCUCCCCUCCCCACCUGCAAACAAUGCAACCUCCUUGCAACCUCAGCCUUCCUCCAUCUUCCCCUCCUCCAUGCCCUCCCCACGUCGCCCCUUCACGCGUCUCCAAGGCUCCCGCUGCUUUCGCCUGCGCCUCACCCCUCCCCCCGUCGACUCCUUCUGGUCUGUCACAGUCUACAACGCUUCCAAUCUCAACCUUCUGGAGGGAGUCAGCAAGUUUGGCGUGGGGGACCGCACACCAGGCCUGCUGUACAACCCAGAUGGAACUCUCACCAUCUACAUUCAACCCACUUCGCCCGGCCAAUCGCUCGAAACCAACUGGAUUCCUACUGUUAACUCG